AAGUCGGUCAGGGCUCAAAACUAAGUCGCUCGCUGUUCAGGAUUGCGAACAUUUAAAGUCGCUGGAAAGAGUAAAGUCACGUUUUUGAUCAUCUUCCACUGCAUCGCUGUCCAAAAGCACACUUUCUGCCAAAGCUGCACCAUGGCAUUCGUCUUGAAGUUCAUCGCCAUCAUUGCGCAGUGGGGUGUUGCAUUUUCUUUGGCCCCAGGCGACUGUGCCUUCGUUGGUGUCUAUGGUGAGAAGGAUGAUUUUGCCAUCCUUCUCAUGGAGGAUGUGGACGGAGAGAGCAUCUCUGUAACCGACGGAAGUUUCAAGGACAAGGACUUUCAGGCCGCUCAGCAGGCCAAGGCGAAGAAGCACGUCAAUGAUGCUGUCAAGGGAACUGUUUUGAGGAAGUCGGACUUCGACACGGACUCUGGGUCUUUUGCAGCUCCUGUCUCCCUGACGGUAUUCAAGGGAAACCCAUCGUCGCCCACCCCGCUAUGUGGCAUCAACUUGGAGGGCAAACCAGGCAACACAGCUGUGCGCAGGCUGGGUGACGAGGUGGCCCUUCUCAAUCUCGGUGAGACUGAAACUGCUGAAUAUGCAGGACCCACGAGUGGCAGCAAGGACGAGCUCUUGGAAGGCCUUACCAAUCCAAUGAAUUGGCUCCAGGACAGCCGCGCUGUUCGCAAGCUGUCAGGUUUCACCAUCGCAUCUGUUCAGAACACCACGACUAGCAUGACGACGACCUCCGACGGCAACCAAACGACUGAGACCACAACGACCACUUCGACGAUUGGUGGUGGCGACAGCCAUGCUACAGGGCACACCGCAAUUCUUGGUGGUCGGCGCAGCAUGCAACACUGCCUGACUCUGACACUGG
Molecule: messenger RNA, 865 nt
Organism: Durusdinium trenchii
Lineage: Eukaryota; Dinophyceae; Suessiales; Symbiodiniaceae
Source: the annotation of a GenBank genome assembly